Molecule: messenger RNA, 912 nt
Organism: Suncus etruscus (white-toothed pygmy shrew)
Lineage: Eukaryota; Metazoa; Chordata; Mammalia; Eulipotyphla; Soricidae
Gene: TRPT1
Product: tRNA phosphotransferase 1
Exons: 7
Coding region: 108-887 (259 amino acids)
Biological process (GO): tRNA splicing, via endonucleolytic cleavage and ligation
Molecular function (GO): tRNA 2'-phosphotransferase activity
Source: RefSeq, a predicted model, not a curated record
GUGGAUGUCAUGAGCAGAAUAUCCCCCCUCGCAGUUCACUCAACCUGAGGCUUUGUGACUCGGAUCUUGCAAGCUGCAUUGACGCUGCCCCCACCCCCCAGCCGCCCAUGGAGUCUUCUGGAGGAAGGAGGCAGGAGGCAGCGGGAUUCAGGGGGAGAAGGGCUCGCAGACCCCAGGAACAGGAUGCAGAUGUGCGGUUAUCCAAAGCUCUGUCUUAUGCCCUGCGCCAUGGGGCUCUGAAGCUGGGCCUUCCCAUGGGUGCAGAUGGCUUCGUGCCCCUCCGUGCCAUCCUACAGCUGCCCCAGUUCCGCAGCUUCUCUGAGGAAGAUGUGCAGCGUGUGGUGGACACAAAUGAGAAGCAGCGGUUUGCCCUGCAGCCAGGGGACCCCAAAACUGGCCCCCUCAUACGGGCCAAUCAGGGUCACUCCCUGCAGGUACCUGAGCUGGAGCUGACACCUCUGGAGACCCCAGAAGCCCUGCCCCUGAGGCUUGUGCAUGGGACAUUCUUGCGCCACUGGGCCUCCAUUGUGCACAGUGGCCUGUCCUGCCGUGGGCGAACUCACAUCCAUCUAGCCCCGGGCCUGCCUGGGGACCCUGAGGUCAUCAGCGGCCUGCGACCCAAUUGCGAAGUGGCUGUGUUCAUUGACGGGCCACUGGCCCUGGCAGAUGGAAUUCCCUUUUUCCGCUCGGCCAACGGCGUGAUCCUGACGCCAGGCAAUGCCGAGGGCCUCCUGGCUCCCAAGUACUUCAAGGAGGCCUUGCAGCUCCGUCCGACCCGAAAGCCCCUCUCCUUGACGGCUGAAGUAGAGACAGAGGGGUGGAAUGGCCCCCAGCACCGAUCCAGAGGAAGAACAACCCCCCCAGUAAAAGAUUUAUUUGAAAGAUAAAAGUAAAACAUUAAUACAAGAGAAA